This is a messenger RNA of Rana temporaria (common frog), 2187 nucleotides long. RefSeq names its product lin-28 homolog B (gene LIN28B). Bases 279 to 1019 code for a protein of 246 amino acids. The record is from RefSeq and is a predicted model, not a curated record. The transcript has 4 exons. Lineage: Eukaryota; Metazoa; Chordata; Amphibia; Anura; Ranidae. Gene Ontology annotation, molecular function: nucleic acid binding; zinc ion binding.
AUGAGACUCCGAUUGGUCGCUGGGCGCUGCUGCCAGCCCCUCCACGAUCCGUGCUGAAAUUAGUAGCAAGAAGGCAUGUAAUUGACAGAGUCACGUGUGCCGCGAGGGGGCCAGGGAGCGAGCACACACACAGAAGGGAGCAGCACAAGAGGGAAAGCACGCUAGACCAUGCGAGCUAAACUCGGGAUCGCUCCCAAUCAGGAUGUCACAUUGAUGCCACCAAUCACCCCCGUUCUAAAGGAAACUUUUCAGCUUUCGUUUGUGGAGCACUGGGCGUCAUGGCCGAAGGAGGUGCUGGAGAAGAACAAGAGAAGCUGCCAGAGGAGGAGGAGGAGGACACCCAAAUCCUGCGUGGUUCAGGCCACUGUAAAUGGUUCAAUGUGCGGAUGGGAUUCGGUUUCAUCUCUAUGACCAGUCGGGAGGGAAGUCCCUUGGAAAACCCAGUCGAUGUUUUCGUACACCAAAGUAAACUAUAUAUGGAAGGUUUUAGAAGUCUGAAAGAAGGAGAACCAGUAGAGUUCACAUUUAAGAGAUCUUCCAAAGGCUUUGAAUCAUUACGGGUGACAGGCCCAGGAGGCAAUCCCUGCAUAGGAAGUGAAAGAAGACCCAAGGGAAAGAUGGUUCAAAAAAGAAAGCCAAAAGGAGAUAGAUGCUACAACUGUGGUGGCCUUGAUCAUCAUGCUAAAGAGUGCAAUCUACCUCCACAGCCAAAAAAGUGCCAUUACUGUCAAAGCAUAAUGCACAUGGUAGCUAACUGCCCUCACAAGACGGUUCCACAGCAUCCAGCAGCCUCUCAGGGAAGAUAUGAAGCAGAACUGCAGCCUUCCACUUCUGCUUUUCAGAGAGAAGGAGGAGGUGCUUUAGGCUAUUCAUCUCCAUCAUAUUCUCAGGAGGGAAGAUCGGAGCUCUCAGAACAUUCAAGCAGGUCACCGCAAGAAGCUUCCUUAAGUAAGAUGUCUACAUCGCCUGAAGAACAAAGCAGGAAGGGGCCUUCUGUUCAAAAGAGGAAAAAAACUUAGCAUUGUCUUGGUGUCUCCCUUAAAACUGACCUUCUCUUGGAAGUUCUACCUCAUACAAGUACAGGGGAAAUCAUUUCAUUUUUUUGCAACAUAUCUGGAAUUUUAACUACUGUUUAGGAACUGUGAAUUAAAUCUACAAAAAGACAAAUCACUUCAAGCAAACUGAACAUGCAGGGUGUUAUUCUCUUACCUCAUUUGUGUGUGUGUCUGUGAGCAAUUUUUUUUUUAAUGUAUACUCCUUAUAAUUUUUCAUAAAAUGAGUAUAUAUAUGUAUGUGUGUGUGUAUUCACAACAAACUGCAUUCCUAGCAUUCAUCAGAGAAUGAAGCAAUACUCAUUAUUAUUUCCAAACACUCCUGCUAUUUAUUUUCUUAUCUCCCACCUUUAAAUUAGUAUUGUGCUUUCCCAUGUGUUUUUACUAUUUAGGCUCAGUGACCUCUCACCUAUAUAUUGUAUUAACAUAUCCCAGUUGUUGCUUUUCAUUUUUUUUAUUGUUUUUUAAAUCAUUGUGAAUGCCGAUUUUUCCUUCAUUGCUUUAGGUAUUCUCAAAUAACACUGUGUUCAGGUGGGAGAAUUUCUGAACAUACAGCGAAUAAUCAUGAACUUUAGGAUAAAUGCAUUGUUUUAUAUACUGAGUGAUACUGUAUGGGGUAAAGAAUGCAGUAGUAAAAAACAUUAACAAAGCCCCCAUCUUCAUUACUAGGGUCUAGACUGCAGUAGCACACAGAUUCAGGUUUGUUUUGUUAUUUACACACUUUUACCAUGUUGACUUUAAAACAUGCCAGAAUAUGGCAGCUGAUCUUUCUUUUAAUUCUUUAGGUUUGAGUCAUCUGCCUCGUUAACAAAUGUAGUCUCAUUCAACAUGAACCUGGCAAAUAAGAAAUAAGCCUAAUGCCUGUAAGAGCAGGUACUAGCAGGGGUCUCAAGAAAAAGACUUUUGGGUGUCUGGUGGGCCAGGAACCGAUGCACAUUCUCUAUUGAUUUGACCUCCAAGUUGUGCACUGGCCUACUGCAUCCCACAAUACAAACAUUAUACACCUGAAGACAAUAGUAGAGUCUACAUUGCACCAUUAAAUCACAUUUUUCUUUUGGCUAACUUGUGGGAUAAAGCAGCACUUAAAUUAUUUAGAAACCUCUGUGAUGAUGUUGAAUUUUUAUUUUUUAUUUUU